AAAUACAUAUCAGUGCUGAAAGCUUUCACAUUUCGAAGUAUUCUUAAUUGACUAAUUUUUUAAGGAAUUGAAUUACAUUUCAAAUUUGACAACAGAAAUAGAAUAUUAGUAUAUUUUCGGAGAACUUAUUUUUUUAGAACAUUUUCCAUUUCAAAUAAAUUCUUUUCUUAAACUUUACAAGUUAUAAUGUCAACAGAACUGAAUUUUCGACAACUAAUCGAUCUGGCUAUCGGUUCACCGGAGCCGGGACAUGUAAAUUUUUACGCGCUGCAUUUUUUACUUUUUUCAUUCGCCGAAAAGCUGAACCUUAUCGAUGAACCAGUGGACAACACGAAGUACGAAAAUGUUUCGAUAGUUAUGAGCAGUGGCAAGUUCGGUAGUGAUUCCUGUGAUCAAUAUCAGGGCUCAGUCACUUUUGCACAUAGUAAAGGCUCCGCACUACGUCAUGCUAAAGAAACAGCAAAGCCGUUAGCGGAAUUUAACCAGAAAUUGAUGAAACGCAAUCGUAAAAGAGAGACGGGUGGGGCUGAUCCCGAUGAUGCUGUGACCGCUGAAGGAACAGAAAUUGAAGAAGCAGAAGGUGGUGAAGGUGUUGAAGGAGGAGAGGGAGAUGAAGGAGGCGAGGAAGCACAACUGGCACAAGAGGAACCUCUGCAGGAAGUAGAGCAAGAAGGACAUUUAGAGCCACCAUCUGAACCGGCUGCACCACAAGCGACAAAGCAAUCAAUUGACAAACCAAUAGAACUAGAAAUUGUACCAGCAACUGGUGAGGAGGUGUUCGAUCAACCACUCGAAGCAAAAACUUCGGGUGAAGAAAUUGAUCUUGCUAUACAGUUAGAACAUCAACAAUUAACGAGUUCCGUCUAUCGUGGCAUUACCAUUAUGAAGGACCAACUUGAAUUGGUAAUGGAACUUAUGCGGCUUAUCGUUUCUACUACAGUACAAAAGAGAGCCACGCCCAUGCAAAUAGAACAAUUGCAAUCCUUAGUAAAGAAAAUGAUUGCCAUACAAAAGGAGAAUACAUAUAUAGAAAAUGCAUAUGGCUUUCGGAUAGACGAUACCUACUUCGAUCCCGAUUUGGACCGUCUGGAAGAUGGAGUUGAAGAUGAGGAAGGUGAGGAGGAAAGCGUGCGUAGCGAUCCCUCCUACAAAUCGCCACUGACCUCACACAUUACGGUACAACCAGCAACUCGACAAACACAAGAAGAAUACGAGUUAGAUGGUCAUCUCUGCUACUCACCUGACAAGCUAUUGGAUCAACUGAUGGACCUGAAGUCAGAGUUCUGUAUGCUUACGAAUAAAGUCAAUGAAAUUACUGCCACCAUACUCGAACAGGAUUGCCAACGCACUACAAGGCUCAUCGCCGAUCUACAGGAACAGCUCAAAGAUCUGAAAUUUUAUGUGACCAGUUUGAAAGAGGCUACCGAUCGCAUGGAAUCGAAAAACAUUAACUAUAGUGAGACCAUUGAUGAGCUCACCAAGACCAUAGACGAAAUUAUGAAUGAUAAGAUCGAUAAGAGUGAAAUUGAGAUACUACUAGCCGAUAAAGUCGACUACAAUCAGUUACAACGUAAAGUCUCCAACGAGCAGAUGCAAGAGUUUCAAUGCCGUUUGGAUAAGAAAUUCACCGAAGUUCAAAAUCAAAUCAAAACCAACGAUAAGAAUAUGUAUCAGGCUAUGGAUAAUAUAAGGAUAACGCUCGGUUUGGCAUCUGUAGAUGAUAUACUGAAUAGAUUUAAGGAGAAGAUAGAGGCGCAAAUACAGGGACUACAGGAGACACUGCGCAAGUAUAUGGACGCCACGAAUGACGAGUGCGCCGCAGCGGGUGCACGUAUAAAGGUGUUGCAAGAUCUUGCCUGCAUCUCCUGCGACACCACAUGUGUCAUGCGUACGAUGGAGAAAUCGAAAGUGGCAAAACUGCCGAAUGCGCACGCUUCGAAUUUGUUGAGCCCACUAAUCACCUACGAAAUCGGUUCGAUACGCAAGUCAGGCAUCAUGGGCUAUUAUCGAAAAGAUGAUUUUCCGCAUGCACCAAACGCCUGGCUCAAUCAGCAGAGAGUUUCGAUGCGCAUGUGUGUGCCACGUCACGCGGGCGGCGCUCACACUACUCACACCGCCAAGGAACACUUUGAAAAAGUGGUGAUCAGUAAAAAAUAAGGCUUUAAUUUUGCAUAGAUGCCUAACGCUAGCCAGUUUCAGUUUCAUUCCGUUUAUAGGCUCUUUAUAUAUUUUUGUCGAUACUCAGCUUAUCUAAAUUUAUAUGUUCUAGUAUAGCUCUAGGAAUUUUAACAUUCAAUAUUUUUUUUCGGGUUUUUUCCUUUUCAAACUAAAAUUAGAUCAAGCUGAAUAAAUGUAAAGACUGGGAAUUGACACUUAAAAAGCUGAAGUUUGGGUCCAUUUUAUUAUUCGAAACUGUCAUCCGUCGGGUGUCAUCUGUGGUCGCACGUAAGAGUAGUAAAAAUCGGAUUAAGAGAGAAAUAUUGGGAAACAUUAUGCUUUAUAUAAAGUGUGUUCUGCAAAUAAUGCUUUAGGCCCAUUUUGUUCUCGAGUGGUAACCAAAUAAAACUUAUCCUACAACGCAAUGGAUUUGCUAAAAUACUUGGUUUGUUUCACCUCAGCUGUCCAAUGUCUCAUAUGGAGCAUUGGGAGCCCUGAAGUAUAUCCCGUCUCAACCGGCUGACGACUGGGCAUUCGCAAAGGUAAUAUUAAAGCGUCUCAACAGCCUCCGCGCAUGUUCAACAUUCCGCCGAAUCCACUUUACCAAUUUUUCAAAGGUUAACUGUGAUGACCCCUAAAUUUUACUGAGUGAACUUAGAAGUAGAAACUUUUCCGCCUGAAAAACUGAAUUGAAGUAAUUUGGUUUAAGCUACCUUCUGCAUAUGGAUUCGCCGUUGCAACUAUGUGAGUGACCUGGAUUUUAAUAGUAGACAUAUUUUUGAUAAUCUAGUAUGCUUGCAAGUAGGUAAUCCUUAUAUUCCCAACUAUUUUAAAAGUUAUUUUACCGCGGAAACAUGCAUUAAAAUAAAAAAAUUUAAUAUCAUCUUACUUUAUUCAAUUGAAAAUGUAAGUCUAAAGAUAUUUUUGACAUUGACAUUCUCGACACAAUACAUUUCGAUAUUUUUAAUCGAUAAAUUAUCGUUCAGAAAUUGUGGCCCUGUCAGUACUAGCACAAAAUCAUAGUGUCAGCUCUAAUCAGCUGAAUGUGCAACAACAAAAUGAAUCCAAAACAAUAGCAAUAACAAAAAUAAAAAAUAGAAAAAGUUUCUCCGCUGACGAUUACAACUUGUGUCUUCCACCCAGUUUACUGAUUAGCUGAACUGCAAUAAAACCAUUGGAAUAUUAAGUGGACAACCACAGAAAACGAGAUAAAACUUAUACGGGAACAAAAACCAGUUGCGGUUUGAAAUUUUAACUAAGCACACUACUAAACUAAGCAAAGUCACAACAAAAUGGCCACCUUUCGUUUGGGUCCAAUGACGCACUCUGUGCCAAUGUCACUAUUCCGGAAAAACCGGGAGAAAUUGUGCGCUGCACUGAAGGAACACAGUUCUGUUAAACCUAAAGCUCAUGUUUUGCUUUCUGGUGGUGACGAUGUUAGCUUCAACGAUACGGAUGUGAAUUAUGCUUUCCGUCAGGAGUCCUAUUUCCAAUAUUUGUUUGGUGUCAAGGAGCCAGGUUGUUAUGGUGUGCUGAAAGUUCAUACUGGCUUAUCUACUUUAUUUGUGCCCCGUUUACCUGAAGAAUAUGCCACAUGGAUGGGAAAAUUGUAUACAUGUGAUGAAUUCAAAAAAAUGUACGAAGUAGAUGAGGUGCGUUAUGUGGACGAAUUAAAUACAUUCUUCGAGAGGGCACAGCCUUCCGUCAUUCUGACAUUGAGUGGUCCCAACACGGAUAGUGGCUUAGUGUCGAAACCAGCACGUUUUGAAGGGAUCGAGAAAUUCAUCGUCGAUUGUGAACUCUUGCAUCCAGUGAUAGCUGAGUGUCGCGUCAUCAAAUCACCCGAAGAGAUUGAGGUUCUACGUUAUGUCGCAAAAGUGUCUUCGGAUGCUCACAUACGUGUCAUGCAGUUUAUGCGUCCAGGACGUUCAGAGUAUGAGGGUGAGGCGGUAUUUCUGCACCACGCUUACGCCGUUGGUGGCUGUCGACACGCCUCAUACACUUGCAUUUGCGGUAGUGGUGUGAAUUCGUCAGUGCUGCACUACGGUCACGCGGGUGCACCAAAUGAUGGACCAGUACGCGAUGGUGAUAUGUGCCUGUUCGAUAUGGGUGCAAAUUAUUGUGGUUAUGCAGCUGAUAUAACGUGCAGCUUCCCAGCAAAUGGCAAAUUCACCGAAGAUCAGAAAUUCAUUUACAAUGCCGUCUUGGCUGGGCGAAACGCUGUGCUGGCGGAAGCACGCGAAGGCGUCUCAUGGGUGGAUAUGCACAAAUUGGCAUGUCGUGUUAUGCUAACGAAGUUAAAAGAAGGUGGCAUGCUAAAAGGUGAGGUUGAGGAUAUGCUUGACGCUGGUUUGGCGGGCAUUUUCCAACCACACGGUCUGGGCCAUUUACUUGGUUUGGAUGUGCACGAUGUUGGUGGCUACCUAACAGGGCACCCAGAACGCCCAGCUGAACCAUGGCUGUCCAAAUUACGUUUCGCGCGCACUUUGAAAGCGGGCAUGUACGUAACCGUUGAGCCGGGUUGUUACUUCAUUGAAUAUCUUAUGGAUCGUGCACUUGCCGAUCCCAAUCUCAACAAGUUCAUCGUGAAAGAAGUGUAUGAACGUUUCCGCAAAUUUGGUGGUGUCCGCAUAGAAGACGAUGUCCUCAUUAAAGAGGUCGGUUGUGAAAAUUUCGCCAAAGUGCCACGCACCGUGGAGGAAAUCGAACAAACCUUGGCUAAUCGCAAGGAAUAAGCAAGCUGUUACCUGGCAAGCAAUUAUCUAGCACGUUAUAUAUUGAUUGUUUCGUUUAGAUUAGAUUGCUACGAAUGAUUUAUACUUGUAUACCUUAAAUAUAAAAAAAACACAUGCUUUAACACAUACAUACAAUAUGUAAGCAUUCCCUAUUGGAAAUUUACAUUGUCUACAUUAUAUAUUUUUGUUAUUGCGCUCAGCUAUUAUAUAUUGAAUAAAGGAAAGUCUAACUAUGUUAA
Molecule: messenger RNA, 5131 nt
Organism: Bactrocera oleae (olive fruit fly)
Lineage: Eukaryota; Metazoa; Arthropoda; Insecta; Diptera; Tephritidae
Source: RefSeq, a predicted model, not a curated record